GCUGAGGGAGCAGGACUGCGCUCAGUGUGUGCUCAGAGGUGGCGGGAAGCGUGUAUCCGCGCUCGCCUUCCGGGUCUGGAUCACCAAACAUGUCUCCUUUCUCCUGCUCCUCCUCCUCCCGCUUCUCCUCCUCCUCCUCCUCUUGCCCCCUUAGCUGCAGGUGUGUUUCGUGAGCGCCCGCCGCGAGCAGGUGUAUGUGCGUAAUGGUGGGUAACACAGGUGCUCGCAGUGUGGUGACAGUGUGUAAGCGUUAACUGCACUCGUGAACAUAUCUCUUCAUUAUAUAAACUAUGCCGUUUGUGGAAGUGGAAAAAAGGUUCACGUGUUGCGAAGACAAAUAGACACAACAAAGUGAGAUAUGAACAUGGUGUGUGUUUGCGCUAGAGAAUAACAAAUUGAAAAAUCAAGCUCCCCCAACAAAUAACAAGUGCACACACACACACACACACACACACACACACACACACACACACACACACACACACACAGACUGCUGGGGCAUAUAAACUGUUGCUGCAGAGAGGCGGCCUCGUGCGAUACGGACUAAGCCGCUGUACUGAAUAAUCACUAAGUCAGCUGAGCACCAGGUAAUGUCAGUGGCACACAUGCGGCGGCUUCUCCACCGAACACGCAUUUUCCCCAUCGACCAAGCCGAUUAACCGUGCAUCAGCGUGUUUCUCCAGCAAGCCGCCACGAGACCCAACAGUUAACAAAGACAAAACAACCUAGAGUACCGGUGACCCAGUAACUCCUUGCCUUGGUGUGUCUGGUUACUGGUAUACCAUCUCAUCGACCCCACUACCAUCUACCACUUUGACGACUCCCCGCUCCAUCAUCCCCACUAGGAUGUCACACAAGAGUGCCGCUGCAGCACUGCCGCCCACCACUGACAUCCUGCCACGCCCCUAGCCUUUCUCUCCGCGGCGGACGAGGGGGAGCUAGCGUAAUGGUGGGCGUGUAUGAGGUGGGCAAGUGGGGGUGGGUGGCCCGCUCCUCGCCCACGGAUAGAACGAAGAACAAGCAACUGAGCAUCCAUGUUAUCUCUGAUGGCAUUACGCGGCUGCCCAUUCUCGAAGGGGAGAUCUCCCACAUCGAGAUUCCCCGCCGACAUCCUGCCCUCGGUCUCACCAUCGUGGGCGGAGCCGACACCCCGCUGCGGUGCGUGGUAGUGCAGGAAGUGUUCCCGGACGGGCUGGUGGCGCAGGAUGGCCGCCUUCAACCUGGCGACCAGAUCAUUGAGGUGGACGGCGUGGACAUGACCUCGGCGACCCACCAGGCCGUGUGUCAGGCCCUGCGGCGGCCCAACUCUGUGCUCCGGCUUGGCGUGUACCGCGAGAGGAUCGAGGCAUACCGCACCUCACCGCACGCAAGGCACGAUGACCUAAACGGCACGCCAGUGGAAUGUACGGAACAAGGUGAGAUGAUGGCCGUCACGCUGCGCAAGGAGAGUAACCGUCAACUGGGGCUGAAGCUUGGGGGACGCCGCACCGAACCCGGCAUCUUUGUGAUGGAAGUGCUGGAGGGCUCUGUGGCAGCACAGGACGGGCGCCUCCACCCGCAUGACCGCAUCCUGGCCAUCAACGGCGCGGACGUGCGGUAUGCUCGCCUUGACCAUGCUUCCACCCUCAUUCAUGAGUCUCAGAACCGAGUGAGCCUCGUGGUGCGGCGAGGGCCAGGUCCUGCAGCCUUCGAGUACAGCAGUCGUGCCACUGUCUCUUCGCCCGAGUGCCCGCCCCACACCUGGCGCCGCAGUCCCAGUGAGAACGGAUCUCAAGGUUCGCAUGGGGACGAACCGAGCGUCAGUGAGGGAGGAUGUGGAGGUGGCCCUCUGCAAUACGGCCGCUCAGCCUCUUGCGAUUCUCUUAGCGACCACAGUCUCGUAUCCUCCAUGCUCUCCUCCCCCAGCACUGGCCUCCCCUCCGACGCGGGGGGAGGAACUAGUUCUCCUCCUAGAGGUGGAUCUCCUAUAACGUCUUCUCCAAGUUACUACACUUCCGACACUGAUGAUGUAGAGAUACACCCCCAUCAGGCGGCAGGGGAUCCACACUACCAAGGCCAUCAUCAUCCUCACCAGCCUGGAGUGAGUCCCCAAGCAGACCACACCAUUCACACCACCUCCAUAUCCCUGCCAGUCACCCCAAGGGGGGGUCAAGCUCCCGAAGAUACACAUGACUUCGCAGCAGGACUGAGGCGACUCUUGCACUCAGAGAACAAUCAUCUACAACAGAAGAAUGUCACCAUAAAAAAGGCCACGAGGGAGAGUCUAGGCAUGAGGAUAGGCGGUGGUCUGGGCAGCAACGAAGGGGACACGCCAAUCUACAUUGCAAACAUCAAUCCGCAGGGACCCGUCGGCCGUCGGCGCAACGUUAAAAAAGGGGACGUGGUGCUGUCAGUAAAUGGUCAGUCACUGGUGGGCCUAACGCACGGCCAGGCCGUGGCGCUGCUCAAGGCUACGGCUGAGUUGGCAGGCGUCACUCUCUCGCUCCUGGACGGACCAGAGACCUCAUUAGGUUCGGCUAACUUCGUACCGUCGUGGUUGUUCUGGCAGAAGCUCCCUCGUUCUCUGCACGUGUCUAAGAGCGUGGUGCUGCACCGUGCACCAGGGGCGUCGCUUGGCUUUAGCAUUGUGGGCGGUGCCGACCCACAGCGCGGCACGGAGCCCAUCCACGUACUGUUCGUGGUGCAGUCGUCGCCAGCAGCGGCUGACGGCAAACUGCGCUGCGGUGACCGGCUGUUGGCGGUGGACGGCCACUCGCUGGAGCUGGUGCGGCACGCCUCUGCCGUGGCCUUACUGAAGCAGGCCGGCCAGAGGGUGCACCUGCAGGUUGUGUCCUGGCUGGGCACGGAGCUGUGACCUACACCGCACACUACAUCAAUCCACUCGCAGCCAGAACUUCCAAAACUUCCCUUAACCUUUGAUCAGGUCAUGUGUUUCGCCAAGAUUUUGAUAAUUAUAUCAUUUAUAUGCUAUGUCACAUGUGUCGCCAUGAAAUCACCCAAAGUAGGCAAUUACAUGUCGUGCCAUCUAACACACGAUUUUUCUGUCAUGAAAUAUAAUUCAGUGAUCAUCAAUGUCAAAUUCUGUUAUUGAAGUAUUUCACAUGGAGAAACAUGAGCGUCAUAUGCAUAAACUAAAGAGCAAUGUGUGGCUACAUUGCCUGGCCUUUUGAUGGGAUCACACUCGUCUUCAGCCAGAAGCUCACAUUCAGUACUCUAGAGGUCAUGAGACCUCGUGUUCCUGAUUUCACAUACAUACAUAUUCAUGCUAGUCACAUGCAUACAGUGACAAUGCUACAGCAUCAGCCACCCCAGUAAUCAACAUGGAAAUGAGUACGAGACCCCUCUCUGAAUGGUGGUCCAUUGAUUAAGACAAGGCCAAUAUUCGAUUCAAGUAAUGGUGAGGCUUCGAGCUCUAUAAACCACUCAUUUGUAAACACGCCGAACUUCCCCCCCAUCCCCCAACACCUCUCUCUCUCUCUCAAUAACUGCUGCUGCUAACUCUAAAUUGCCAAUGCAUGCCCAUGCUAAAACACAUUCGAAUUUCAUUAACAGAGGUUGUCAGCUUACGAUUUUCAAGAUUAAACCCAAUGCUAGUACACCAUACACUAGUAUCAGAAAACGGUAGAAGCUAGGAAACUCAACUUGCCAGUCAUCAUUACAACAUCCCAUAAACACUCACCAAGCCCAUAAAUCUAUCUGGUAGUUCAUGACAUGCUAUCAUUAGUACAAGAAGCAGAAUUUCUACAUGAUAUACAAAAACGAUGGAAAGGUUUUACCU
Messenger RNA from Portunus trituberculatus (swimming crab), 3778 nucleotides. Its product is annotated as E3 ubiquitin-protein ligase LNX-like. Gene Ontology annotation, molecular function: protein binding. The record is from RefSeq and is a predicted model, not a curated record. The transcript has 7 exons. NCBI's taxonomy places the organism in Eukaryota, Metazoa, Arthropoda, Malacostraca, Decapoda, Portunidae. The coding region runs from base 947 to 2854 and encodes 635 amino acids.